Molecule: messenger RNA, 3516 nt
Organism: Drosophila subobscura
Lineage: Eukaryota; Metazoa; Arthropoda; Insecta; Diptera; Drosophilidae
Exons: 1
Coding region: 37-3516 (1159 amino acids)
Biological process (GO): peptidyl-arginine methylation
Molecular function (GO): protein-arginine N-methyltransferase activity
Source: RefSeq, a predicted model, not a curated record
UUCGUUUUGUCUUUUUUCAUUUCAACAUUAAUCGCAAUGCCUGGCAAUCAAAAAAUUAAGAAAAAUGUGGAAAAUAAUGCCGGUGGGGCCAGAAAGAAGACUGCAACACUUAGCCGUUCGGAAUUCCAUCAAUUUGUGAAUAACACAGCACACCGUAAAACAACAAGAGAAAUAUUAGCGGAACGACUAAUAGUAGAGAGGGAGAGCAACACAGAAAGCAGUAUACAUGGACGAUAUACCGCCGACAGCAGCCGCAAACUCUCCAACGGGGUACCAAAGGCUACCCAGGCGCCAGCAAAACACGCGAAUCGGCAAGACCCAAAUGGACGCGACAACGAGAGUGUCUCUUGGAAAACAGAGUUCCAGGUGGCAGCAAAACUAAAACAUAGCAAUACAUGCCAUGUGCCACCAGAACCUUUGAGAAACAACGACGGACUAUCCGAGGUGCGAACGAAACCCUCGGCAGUGGAGGCAGCACCUCAAUCGGCCCCCCCCUAUGGCGUUAUGUGUAGCGAGAUAUCCGAGCGGUUCCCCGCACCUUGGCAUCAGAGCGUCCCAUUACUGCCGAGGAUUGCCUGCGCAAGGGGACGCGGAAAGCAGAACAAAUACCACGGUACACCCCAAACGCCACCAAAUACCUGGGAGCGGGAAGCAGCACCUGGAAUGUAUGGGAAAGAGUUAGCCAACGACUGCUACCGCGACAUCUACCGCGGAAUAUCCGAGCUGAGACCGGAACCUUCUCGGCAGAGACCGCAGGCAGGUACCCUGGCAGGUGGCAAUCGGAGCAUUUACUACGGAGAAUCUCUGCGGCCACCAAAUAACUGGAGACUCAGAAAGCCAUACGUGCCGCCGGAAGCCCCGAUGUCCAUGGGCAAGGAGUACAUAGGCUGCGAAAUAUCCGAGUUUUUCCCAGUACCACCGGAAAACCCAAUACUCGGGCUCACAGAGGGCAACACAAGGUGCCAGAGAACAGAGUGGAACCAGAACCAGCCACCACAUACCUGGGAGCGGGAAGCAGCACCUGGAAUGUAUGGGAAAGAGUUAGCCAACGACUGCUACCGCGACAUCUACCGCGGAAUAUCCGAGCUGAGACCGGAACCUUCUCGGCAGAGACCGCAGGCAGGUACCCUGGCAGGUGGCAAUCGGAGCAUUUACUACGGAGAAUCUCUGCGGCCACCAAAUAACUGGAGACUCAGAAAGCCAUACGUGCCGCCGGAAGCCCCCAUGCCCAUGGGUAAGGAGUACAUCGGCAGCGAAAUAUCCGAGUUUUUCCCAGUACCACCGGAACACCCAAUACUCGGGCUCACAGACGGCAACACAAGCCGCCAGAGAACAGAGUGGAACCAGAACCAGAACCCAAUAACCUGGGAGCGGGAAGCAGCACCUGGAAUGUAUGGGAAAGAGUUAGCCAACGACUGCUACCGCGACAUCUACCGCGGAAUGUCUGAGAUGCGACAGGAACCUUCUCGGCAGAGACCACAGACAGGUACCCCAGAAGGUGGCAAUCGGAGCAUUUACUACGGAGAAUCUCUGCGGCCACCAAAUAACUGGAGACUCAGAAAGCCAUACGUGCCGCCGGAAGCCCCCAUCGAAGCGAUGCCCAUAGGCAAGGAGUACAUCGGCAGCGAAAUAUCCGAGUUUUUCCCAGUACCACCGGAACACCCAAUACUCGGGCUCACAGACGGCAACACAAGCCGCCAGAGAACAGAGUGGAACCAGAACCAGAACCCAAUAACCUGGGAGCGGGAAGCAGCACCUGGAAUGUAUGGGAAAGAGUUAGCCAACGACUGCUACCGCGACAUCUACCGCGGAAUGUCUGAGAUGCGACAGGAACCUUCUCGGCAGAGACCACAGACAGGUACCCCAGAAGGUGGCAAUCGGAACAUUUACUACGAAGAAUCUCUGCGGCCACCAAAUAACUGGAGACUCAGAAAGCCAUACGUGCCGCCGGAAGCCCCCAUGCCCAUGGGUAAGGAGUACAUCGGCAGCGAAAUAUCCGAGUUUUUCCCAGUACCACCGGAACACCCAAUACUCGGGCUCACAGACGGCAACACAAGCGGAACACCCAAUUCUCUGGCGGAACACCCAAUACUGAGAUUCACAGAGGGCAACACAGGCUGCCAGAGAACAGAGUGGAACCAGAGCCAAGGUGUCGCCUCCGACACAGACCACAGCCAGAUAGUCUUCAAAAACAAAUGGCUUGUGUUAGCAAAAGCAAAGGAAUCGGGACCCCGCGAGGUUCCAAUACCCUGGGCCCAACGAGUGGCAGAGGCACGCAGGGAGCAGAAAAUCCAAAUUUUGAAGAGGUCUGAGCCAGCCGAAGCUUCGUUCACAAUUAAAGAUGAACCGCUCCAGGGUGUGCCUAGAGGUGAGGCGAGGGUGCAGUCCUGCCGGCCCAUACCCACGCCAGCGCGUUGUGUGCCGAAGGAGCUACAGCAGGUGGAUCGCAUGACGUCGGCGGACUUUCGGCACGACUACGCCGCCCACGUGCUGAACAUGCGCACGCGGCUGAAGAACCAGGAGUACGUGCACUACUUCGAGAAGGUCAUCAGGGAGAACGCGCACCUGUUCAAGGGGCGCGUCAUCCUCGUCCUGGCUUGCGGAGUGGGCACCCUGGCGCUGAUGGCCGCCCGCUUGGGCGAGGCGAAGCGCGUGUAUGCCGUGGACCACUCGAUGGUGACCAACUAUGCGGCGCUGGUGGUGAAGCAGAACCACUACGAGGGCACCGUGAAGGUGCUGCAUGGUCGCGUGGCCGAGCUGCAGCUGCCCGAGCAAGUGGACGGGAUUGUGUGCAACUGGAUGGGCCAGUCGCUGCUCUGGGACUCGGAGAUCCUGGAGGUGCUGGAGGCGCGUGAUCGCUGGCUGAAGAGCGAUGGCUUCAUUCUGCCCGAUUUGGGGGACCUCUAUCUGCUGGGCGCCGCGGAGCCCGAGCUGAAGGGUCUCUGCAACUGGUGGGUGCACGUGUACGGCUUCAACAUGAGCGCCAUGCGUCAGUGUGCCCUCUCCGAGCCUCGGUUCGCCAAGACCAAAUGCGACGGCGUCCUCACCCUUGCCCAUCGCGUGCUGAAGCUCGAUUUAAUGAGCGCCACCAAGGAGGAUCUCUACAUUGAUCGGGAGAUUCGCCUGGAGGUCAUCCGGGAUGGGCACUUGGAGUGUUUCACGCUGUACUUUGAUGUGGCGUUCAGCCGAUGCCAUCGUAAACGCAGCCUCAGCUGCAAUCCCUGCCUCAACAAGAGCCACAAGUCUCUCUGGCUGCAGACCGCUCUCUUCGUCGAGAGCGCCUUUGUGCUCCGCGAGAACCAUUUCUACGCUGGUAGCUUCAUCUUCCGCCCCCUCAAGGGAAAGGGCAUCGACAUGAAACAGAUGGAGAUCCUCAUCCAGUUGUUUGUGAGCCAGCGCCCCGAGGGGGACAUGGCGGCGUGCUUUGGCAAUCGUUUGGUGGCAAAGCGCUGGCUGAUGCUGGACCGCCAUCAGACGGUGGCCGAAGUGGAUAGCUGCCAGGAUGCAGAAUAUUGA